Molecule: messenger RNA, 2279 nt
Organism: Coccinella septempunctata (seven-spotted ladybird)
Lineage: Eukaryota; Metazoa; Arthropoda; Insecta; Coleoptera; Coccinellidae
Product: phosphatidylinositol 3-kinase regulatory subunit alpha-like
Exons: 2
Coding region: 325-1686 (453 amino acids)
Biological process (GO): insulin receptor signaling pathway; phosphatidylinositol phosphate biosynthetic process
Cellular component (GO): phosphatidylinositol 3-kinase complex
Molecular function (GO): 1-phosphatidylinositol-3-kinase regulator activity
Source: RefSeq, a predicted model, not a curated record
AGUAAUAUGACACCAAUUGUCAAAGUGUCAAAUCGGAAGUAACGAAGAUUAGGAAUAAAAUAUAUUAAUAUUUCUAAUUUUGAAUAGAAGUCGUCAUUCAUCUCCUAUAUUAACAAAGAAACACUGGAAAUUAUCUAUAGAAGAUGAGUUCUAACUAAUAAUAUGACUUCGGGGGUAAUCAAAUAAAAGAUCCGAUUAUCAUUCGUCUGUUUAAUUCAUGGGCAGCUUGGGGGAAUAUCCAUGAGUUAAUGCAUCAAAGAGAGAUGCUCUUGAAAAUCACGAAUUUGCCUGUUUCUACUUGAAGGGAAUUAUCUCAUCUCGAAUAUGAAGAAUUCGAAACUUGAUCCUGUUCCAGAGGUUGGACCAGCUCCAGCACUUCCCCCUAGAAAGUAUUCUGUCUCAGGACCCAGAACUUCAAAGAAGUCCGUUACUGAUAAGGACCCUCUAUCACUUCCCAGUAAUAGCAAUUCCCUUCAGGAUGCAGAAUGGUAUUGGGGUAAUAUAAGUAGAGAAGAAGUGACUGAUAAGCUACAGAACACCAUUGAUGGGACAUUUCUUGUCCGAGAUGCUUCCAGUAAAGGUGGUGAAUACACCCUAACGUUACGUAAGGGAGGUACAAACAAAUUGAUUAAAAUUUGUCACCGAAAUGGAAAAUAUGGUUUUACUGAGCCAUACACAUUUGACUCUGUAGUCGAGCUAAUCAAUCAUUUUAGACAUUGUUCAUUAUCUCUUUACAAUGCAUCACUUGAUAUCAAGUUAUUAUAUCCAGUAUCAAAGCAUAAUCAAGAGGAUGAAGCUGCCAAAUUGGAAAAAGAUGAAAAUUUAUGGCUCAAUCUUCAUGAAAUUACUUCAAAAAUUGAAAUAAACAAUAAAAAACUAGGUGAUUUAACUAAGGCUUUCGCAGAAACGAAAGAGGAAGUGGAGGCAAAGAAACAAGCCGUAGAAGCGUAUGAGGAACUAGUUAGAAUGUUGAAGGAACAAGUAGAACUUCAAGAAAUCGUAUGUGAUCAAGAAGCUCAACCUCACGAGGUGAAAGAAUUGGAAAUAAAUCAAGAAUUAUUAUCGAAAAGACUGAAAUUGUUGGAAGAGAGCUAUGAUCAACUUUCGGAAAAUUUAAAAGAGAAGAUUGAGGCGAAAAAAUCGUUAGAUAGGGAAAUAACGUCAUUAAAAUUAGUAAUUUUGAGCUUGAUCAAAGAACAAGAGAAAUGCAUUCGCUGGUUGCAAGAUAGAGGGAUCUCGUUAGUGAAAAUAAAUCAGGUUCUUCACAGAUCGGAGAAAGAGGAAUUCGCCACUGAAACUGAGGAUUUGGAGGAUUUUCCCCAUCAUGACGAACGUACAUGGCUUAUGUUGAAUUAUUCCAGAGCGGAUGCUGAAAGGGCUCUUAUGAACACGCCAGAUGGUACUUUUCUCAUAAGGAAAUCGGGUACAAAUGUGAAUGCUCUUGCGUUGUCUAUUUCAUGUAAUGAUGUUGUGAACCACUGUAUUAUUCAUCGGAGAAGCACUGGUCUCGGAUUUGCCGAACCUUAUAACAUUUAUCCAAGCCUAACUGACUUAGUUCUGCAUUAUGCGACAAAUUCUUUGGAAAUACACAACGACUCCUUAAAAACGAAGUUGUUGUAUCCAAUUGGAGCUCAAUAUACAGCUGGAACAACCUAUAUUGAAAGUUUGAAAGGUUUAAAAGUGUAGUAAGUUCUACAAGUUUUUACACUUUAUUAUGCUGUGAUUAUAUAUGUAGUGUUUUGUAAGGACAACUCAUAAUAUCAUUUUAUUGCAUUUUUAAAUAUUUUUCGAAAUAUAAGUCUUUCAGAACUUUUGAAUGAAGCAAAUCGAAUAAACAUGGAGGAAAUAAUUUGUAAAUAUUUACUGAAACUACAGGGUGUUUUUCUUUACACCCGGAACGCAUAUAUAUUUAAAUUUCUUUUCUAUUUUUGAUUAUUCUCUUUGUCGUGCUCUGCAAUGAAAUAUUCCAAAUGUUGUUCAUUGGUAUGCUAUUAUAUCCCAAAAAUCCCAAUUUUUCACUUACCCUAGUUCUUAGUAUUUUUUUAACUACAAAACCAAAAAAUUAUUAUAUAUUUAAGUUAUAGUUGUAUGCAUACUAUUCAGUCCAAUAAGUGAUAUUAUACAAGACAAAAAUAAAACUCAAUUCCAUUAAAUUAUUCAUUGAAAAAAUAAUAUUCUUUGUGUAUUAAAUUUUACUCUAUCUUACAUCUUUUUCGAAAAUAUUAUAAGUCUGAUAUGUAAUAAAGGAUACUUAUUUAUAAAUACACAAACCAAUAAAA